Messenger RNA from Chara braunii, 2924 nucleotides. Lineage: Eukaryota; Viridiplantae; Streptophyta; Charophyceae; Charales; Characeae. The record is from the annotation of a GenBank genome assembly.
GGACGAUACAGAGAAGAUUAGCAUGGCCACCGCUGUGCAAAGAAUAUCGUUGGGUCCCCUCGCCACAUUGUCGCCCUCGUUCACCGCGCUGACAUUGGGCGGUCUUGCUGUAUAUUCCCGUCCCUUGAUCCCGUGGCAAUGCGCACAAGCGUUGGGCAAAACCCGUCGUAUCGUAGCCCAAAGGAAGCAAGCACUCCGCCGAAGCCUCAGCGGGUGGAAGCUUGUGGCUGUCGUGAUUGUGUUCCGGCGGAGGAGAGUCCGACCGAGAGGAGAGAGCAUCUACCGCAUCGGCUUUGAGGAAGCUCUUUGAAGUUUGAAGUUUCGUGCACAGGCUCAAGAAUCUCUGGUGCAACAAUCACCUUGCCUUAUUGUUGAACUGUGUUUCAUUCCUCUCGAUCGCCUGCUUGUUACUCACCCAAAGAUGACGGCAGCAAGUGUGUGUUGUUCCUCUCUGACUCUGCCUUCACCGGCUAUGGCGGCAGAGAGGACUGGCUGCACCGCCCUCCAAAGGGAUGCGUCAAUCUGCCGCACUGUCCAGGGGACGUCGAUGACAGCAAUGACAUCCUUGUCACUACCGCCGAGGCGACAGGUCUCCUCCCCCAGCAUGUCUGUGGAAAGAAGAACCUCAGGUCUCUUGUGCUCAACAUCAGGUGGCAAGGUCUCUAUCGGGAAGUCCUUUGGCGUUGACAUUGAUCACACGAGAGCUAUGGCGCCUUCUCGACGUUCCGCAAGCGCAGGUGUGCCCGUGGCCCUAUUUUCCGGAGGAAAGAAACAGAAGUUCAUCAAGAAAGAAGACGAACCAAAAGAGUACUGGCAAACGGCAGAUGAAAGAUCUGGGAAAUCACCAUUGCUGUCCCCAAUAUCCACCCACCUCUCUAUCAAGCUGGCCGAUGUUCCUAGCAAAGCUCUUGGCGAUGGGAGUGUCUAUAUCUGUGUUGCGCCGCGCCAAAGCAGACGGUGGUCACCUGGUAAUCAGCGGACAAGAUCUGUCCACAUGGCGGCUGUAGACUUGUCAGAGUCGACGGCUGUGGCUGAGACAAAGCUGAAGCUGGGAUCGGGAUUGCUCAAGGUUGUUGGGGACGAGUGCAAGCGCGAUGGUGGGCUUGCUGCAGCAGGCAUGGUGCAGCUCUUUGCGCAUAUUCAGCUAGCGGUUAAAUCUGUAUCAUCGGUUGUUUCCCGGGCAUCGUUGGAGGGUUUGAUGGGAUAUUAUGAGGAAGUGGGAGAUGGAGGAAGAGGAGGAGGAGGAGGAGGAGGAGGAGGAGCAGAGAGAGACAAGCAGAAGAAACUGGAUGUGGUCGCAAACGAUAUUGUGAAGAGGGUGUUGGCCGACUCGGGGGUGGUGGCUGCUCUAGCCUCAGAGGAGGACGAGGAACCGGUCUUUGUGGCAAAUGGUGGCGAAUACGUGGUUGUGUUUGAUCCUUUGGAUGGUUCUAGAAACAUCGAUGCUUCCAUUCCGACGGGCAUGAUCUUCGGCGUGUAUGCGAGGAUUGGGACCCCAUCUGGAUCAUCAUCAGCAUCUACAACUGAGUGGUCCCUUGCCAAUUCGCUUCAGCCAGGGAGUACGCUGCUAGCUGGAGGAUACGCCCUGUUCUCAUCGGCCACGAUGCUGGUCCUGUCGUUGGGACAUGGAACACAUGGUUUCACACUUGAUACGUCGUUGGGUGAGUUUCUGUUGACGCAUCCCAAUAUUCAGAUACCAAAAAGGGGCCAAAUUUAUUCAGUGAACGACGGAAGGUACUUUGAUUGGCCGCAAGGUCUUCGCAACUACAUCGAUGACAUCCGUCAGGGGAAGGGUCAGAACCCGAAGAAAUACUCUGCUCGGUAUAUCUGCUCUCUGGUGGCGGAUGUGCACCGAACACUUCUCUAUGGCGGGAUCGCCAUGAAUCCUCGCAGUCAUUUGCGCCUCGUAUACGAAUGCAAUCCAAUGGGUUUCAUUGUGGAGCAGGCAGGUGGAAAAGCCUCCGAUGGGAAGCGGCGGAUCGUCGACAUCAAGCCGUCCAAGUUGCAUGAAAGGUUGCCUCUGUUUCUCGGAAGUUUCGAUGAUGUACAUGAGCUCGAGAGCUAUGGCGACGUUCAGCAGGUUGUAAACCCAGGCUAUCAAGUGUAAAAAGUACGAGGAAGCUCUGUUUCAUAAUUUCAUUUGUGUGUAACCUCCUCACACGUCUUGUUUUUCAUGUCUUCCUCUCAGUAACAGCAAACAGCGCGCUUGCGCUUGGCUAUCUUUCUCGCAGCAAAACCUCCCUUAUUCAUGUUGCUCGUCCUUAUUACGACAUCCUUUGGAAGUUCUCUUUCCGUCCGUUCAGGUUUGAGUAGUGAUCUAUGCUUGGCUUUUCUUAGCCCUUCCCAUUGCCCUCCCCUCUCAGUCCUUUUUCUUUCUUUCCUUUCUUGUGUGUGUGUAUUGGGGAGGGGGGAGAAGGGGGAGAGAGGGUAGAUAUGUCACAUUUUCACCACAGAAAACCUGUUUGUUCCAUCUUCAUAAUGACUGUCUUUGCACUCUUUCUGUCAGCAUUCAUGUUGUUGUCAGCUUUCUUGGCCUUCACUCCCCGAAGAGUAUGUCGUGUUUUCUCUAGAGGGCAGAUUUGUUACAUUUUUCACCACACCAAGCCUGUUGGUUUCGGCUUCAUAAAAUCAAUCUUUUUCAGUUUCUCUCAACAUUUACGUCAACUUUCUUUGCCUGCUCUCUACGGAGCGAAAGUUGCAUUUCCCCCCAGAUCAAGCGUCUUCUUCAUAACAACAAUCUCUGCACUCUGCCUCUCUGCAAUUGCUUGACUGCACCCUCCCGAGGGUGGUGUGAUGUGUGUCUGACAGCAACCCUUCUAUCAAGAUGCAGUAUUUUACUAUUUUUGUCUUUGUUUCUUAUUUAUUUCCCAUCCAGCUCAACAUAAAUUCACAUUAUGAUAACCUAAUGAAUCUGAUCCCAAGAC